AAUAAAUUAGAAAAACUGCAUCAAAAUGUAAAAAAGAAAAUUGAAACAGUUUUAGAUGUUCAGUUGCCACCAAAAAUACCUAAAUUGCAAAAAACAGCUGAACAAAAAGCAGAUGAAAUGGACCUGCUUGUUGAGAAUAUAAAAAGUGAAGUAAAUAAACUUUCAUCAAAAAAGAAAAUACAACUAUUAACGAUUCCAGCAUCACUGAAUUGGUCGAGAACAAAAAUCAAAGAUGCCUUUGAAGUGUCUGAUUAUUCUGCUAGACAGGCACAAAAAUUGUACAAAGAAAAAGGACUUUUGGCUGAACCUGAACCAAGAAGAGGAAAGAAACUCAGUCCUGAAGUUGUGGAGUUGGUCACAAAUUUUUAUCAAAGCGACGAGCAAUCAA
Molecule: messenger RNA, 388 nt
Organism: Homalodisca vitripennis (glassy-winged sharpshooter)
Lineage: Eukaryota; Metazoa; Arthropoda; Insecta; Hemiptera; Cicadellidae
Source: RefSeq, a predicted model, not a curated record